GGUGGUUCCUAGCUCCAGACACUCGUGGGCAUAUCGACAAGUCCACGGCGGACAUAUAUCCCCACGAGAUAGGCAACUUGCUGCAUCAUACCGAGAUCAAUUGCCCUGUUUGGAGCGUUAGUUCCAUAGAAAACUUUCCUCUGAGGCAAGCCCGGCCAACGUACACCGGGGGUAGGUUCGUUCGCUGACCAGGUGACAUGCAUAAGACCUCGUGUGGAACUGAUGGGAUCGGCCCGGUGCGGUGCACGGCAACGACGUCGAGGACGUCGCGAGCAGAGAGGUCCAGAAAAGACUAGGCGACAAGCGGAAAUAGGCUAUAGGUACCCGGGGAGUCUGGGUCGGGAAUCCAAAGCCUCCCCAGGAUGGGCGUCUAAGACUAUACGGGGUCUUAGACGCGCCGCGGCAGCGUUACGAAUUACUCGCAUAGCCGACCUUCUUUUUUUUUUAGUCGACUUCCCAGGUUACCCGUGGCGGCCAGCCCUCUUCGCGUGUAAGCUUGUUCAGGGUGACGCGCACUCCCACACAGAACAUCGCGUAGUCCGUGUGCGUGUGCGCGCGCGUGUAUGCGUGGCUCGGCUCCAACCUGUGACGCGCCUACUGGGCAAGUCUUGGCGAGGAACGAACUGCCACGCCAUGCUGGCUGUGUUGUGCUGCUGCAAAGUCAGAUGUAGGGCUGACCCGACAGUCUGGAACCGCAAACGUUUGGGGGCGGUUUUUUUCCUUCUAUUAUUCCGGACCCUCUCAUCUGUUAGUAGCGUGCACGAUGAAAAGGAUCUGGGUUGUUGGCUGUCGUUUCUGGCGGCUGCAGCGCGACAGGUCUGCCGCGUAGGCGUCGUGGGAUAGGAGGGGCCCGAGAUGCUCUUCGCCCCCCCACGCGUUUCCUCCGGGGUCGCUUUGCCGCUCCGGGAAUCGACUCGGUGCCAUCGCAUGUUAGCCGGCUUGGAUACUGCCUCUGCGUAGCCCUUGAUCGUAGGAAGCGCGAGGAAGAGAAA
This is a messenger RNA of Durotheca rogersii, 992 nucleotides long. RefSeq lists its product as uncharacterized. Bases 223 to 843 code for a protein of 206 amino acids. The record is from RefSeq and is a predicted model, not a curated record. The transcript has a single exon. Lineage: Eukaryota; Fungi; Ascomycota; Sordariomycetes; Xylariales; Xylariaceae.